GGCAUUUUUGUCUGAAAAUAGCAUAAAAUGUUUCUGCGUCAUUCUUGCCAGAUUUUCCUUUUGUGGACUAUCUUCUUGAUGCAAGAUGUUCUUGGUUUUUGUGAACGACCAGCCUGGACAAGAGUUGCUUGGGAAAUGACUCCACAGGAUCUGGAAUUGGUGACUAAAGAGCAAUCUAUCCUCUUUCAUAACUCAAUAUGUCGCAUAUACCAGUGUUUUACUGGCAUAGGACUAUCUAAAGGGUGCCUAGAAGUAUUAUAUGCUAGUUACAAAGUGGCACUUGUCAUAGCUAUAGGUUUAGCUGUACACUUCCUUUUACCCAAACUGAAACUGACAAAAAGCACAAAGUCAGAGAAUCCAACAACGGCAGUAUCAGUUGUCACAGAAAUAAAUGAUGACUAUAGCCACGACAUGAACAAAAUGCUCUACAAGUUAGUGACGAACACUUCCAAGAUGAUGAAAUACAUGAAGCGUGUCACCCAUCGUCACAAAAAAGAAAUCAAGUACCAAAAAUUAAACAAAAAGAGAAAAAAUAAUGAAUAUGAUGAAGACGAACAGCUUUUCCCAGUUUGUCUGCACAAUCAUAGCUCCAGUGCAGACACCAUAUAAUGUAUAAGCCCAUUUUUUUUUCCUUCCUAUAUUCAGCUCUUACUGAAUAUUUGGAGUGCUACUUCUAAUCCAAUAAGAUGGCAAAGGAAGUAACAAAGCUCCAAUAUAGGUUGCUUGGUAAGCUGAGUUAGUUUCUGUACAGGAUACUAUGGAUUGUACUGAAGAAGACACAAAGGGGCUAUUAAAUGUUUUAAAGUCAAACCAAAGUGAUUUGCAUCUACAAUAUCAAUAAUUAAAGACUGUAUUUGGUAGAUAAUGCAGUGAGUCUUCAAUAUGAUCUUACCUCUGUUAUAUAAAACUGAGACUGAACUUUAAUAAAAGGCUCCCUUUGCACAGGAAGCAAAGUGCUGUUUCAGCAAUUCAGCAUUCUUCAUGCUCGCUGCAUUUCAAAUAUAGUUAAUUCUAUGUGACAGAAAAAAAAAGAUGGAAAAAUCCUUUCUUCUCAGCUUUCUCUUGAUAUGAUUUCUGCUCAGGGAAAACAGGCAAGCAAAGAACAGGCAAAAGGCAAGUGAUCCUAAAAGAAUGAGAAGAUAGCUGAGCGGUUCAGUAGCUAAAAGUCAAGCUUAUGUAAGUUGCCCAGAGAUUAAAAGCAAGGAAAAGAGCCUUUUGUUUUACCCUUUAGCCUCUGAACCUGUUUGUUUGAUCAUCCUCAAGACCGUUUUACCUGCUUUGUUUUAGUACUCUUGUAUGGUGAUCAGUUACAUUUCUGGCUCUGAAGACGCCUUUGAUAAGAAAUGAUCCUUUCUUUGAGAACUGAUCAAGUACAGACACUUCUCACAAAAUGACAAAAUCAUCAAGAAUUAAAAAAGGCUCACUACAGGAAGUCCUUGACUUACAACCAGUCACUUAGUGAUGUUUAAAGUUCUGACAGACACCCCCCAAAAGACCCACAAAUAUGACCCACACGGUCACAUGAUCGUCUUUUGGGUGCUCAGCAACCAGCCCAUAUUUAUGUCCAUUUGAAGUAUCCCAGUCCUGUGACUGUAAUUUACUAUUUUUUUUUUGCCAGAAAUCAGCAUUUGUUUCUGGUUUCUGGCAAAAAACGCCAUUGUAGACAAUGGGUUUUGCUUAAUGACACUGGAUUUGCUUAACAACUGUUGCAAAAAAAUGUUGUAAAAUUGCAUCAGUCAUGUGAUAACCUACUAACCAUCAGCGUGAUUUCCAGGCUCAAUUACAGUCCUAAGUCAAGAACUAUCUGUAUUUUUACCCAAACUAAUAAAUAUGACGGUAUCAAUAACACUCAAAAUACUGUUAACAAGAAUUGCAAAGCCAGAAUUGGGAUUCUUCUUGGUGUGACCAACAGAUUCAAAAUCAAAGUUAGUGGGAGAGAAACAUACCAGAGAGCAUACUUUGUUGUAUUAAUUUUACUGUCAAAAUUUUGUUUUAUGCAACAUGCUAAAUCAAAACUAAACAAACUGCAUUACAGUUUGAUGCAUAAAGAUAGCAUCUCCAACUUUAGAGAAAAAUCAGGAGGAAUUUUUAUAACUUUUCAAACUAGCAAAUUUUAAUGAAAAGCACAAAUUUUCAGAAACUAUAGCUCAUACUUUUUAAUAAAAUGUUUUGGUUUGAAAA
Molecule: messenger RNA, 2181 nt
Organism: Crotalus tigris (Tiger rattlesnake)
Lineage: Eukaryota; Metazoa; Chordata; Lepidosauria; Squamata; Viperidae
Gene: TEX50
Product: testis expressed 50
Exons: 2
Coding region: 28-609 (193 amino acids)
Source: RefSeq, a predicted model, not a curated record